This is a messenger RNA of Cicer arietinum (chickpea), 2491 nucleotides long. RefSeq lists its product as uncharacterized. Gene Ontology annotation, biological process: glucan catabolic process. Gene Ontology annotation, molecular function: beta-glucosidase activity. NCBI's taxonomy places the organism in Eukaryota, Viridiplantae, Streptophyta, Magnoliopsida, Fabales, Fabaceae. The record is from RefSeq and is a predicted model, not a curated record.
CAACCUCGCCACUUUCCAAACAGAAAACUUCGGAAACAGUGUUUACUGUCUCCCACUACUCUCUCCAUUCCGUUUGCUUUCUCUUCCCAUUUCAACUCUUUCUAUAUACCAUUUCCCCAAACUUCUCUUUUUUCAAAUAUCAUUAAGUCACCAUUUUUACUUGUGAGUUUUCAUCACACACACACAUCUUCUCCAACAGCUACUUUACUCCAACUAUUAUGUCAAGCAAAGAGGUGGGAAAUUAAAAAAUGUCUAAGGUGUCUGUUCAUUUGUUGGGUGUUGUUUUGUGGCUAAGUUGUUGGUUGGUGUUGAAUGGAGAAGCUCAAGUUGAUUACUUGAAAUACAAAGAUCCAAAGGAACCUUUUGCAACUCGUGUUAAGGACUUGUUGAGUAGAAUGACUCUUGAUGAGAAGAUUGGUCAAAUGGUUCAAAUUGAUAGGAGUGUUGCUAAUGCUAAUGUUAUGAAAACUAGCUUCAUUGGGAGUGUAUUGAGUGGUGGCGGUAGUGAACCUCUUCCAAAGGCUACUGCUGAAGAUUGGGUGAAUAUGAUAAAUGAAUUUCAGAAAGGGUCUCUAGCAAGUAGAUUAGGCAUUCCAAUGAUGUAUGGUAUUGAUGCUGUUCAUGGACAUAAUAAUGUCUAUAAUGCUACCAUUUUCCCCCAUAAUGUUGGGCUUGGAUGUACUAGGGAUCCUGGCUUGGUGCAAAGGAUCGGUGCUGCAACUGCUCUUGAAGUCAGAGCUACAGGGAUUCCUUAUGUUUUUGCUCCAUGCAUUGCGGUCUGUAGAGAUCCAAGAUGGGGUCGGUGUUAUGAAAGCUAUAGCGAGGAUCCUAAAAUUGUGCGAGACAUGACAGAUAUCAUACCUGGUCUACAAGGAGAUAUCCCUGCCAAUGGCAAGAAGGGGUUUCCAUAUGUUGGUGGCAAGACAAAGGUAGCAGCUUGUGCUAAGCAUUUUGUUGGAGAUGGCGGUACAAACAAGGGAGUAAAUGAGAACAAUGCAGUGAUUGACUGGCAUGGACUGCUGAGCAUUCACAUGCCUGCGUAUUAUGAUUCCAUCAUUAAGGGGGUCUCAACUGUCAUGGUUUCGUACUCCAGUUGGAAUGGUGUAAAGAUGCAUGCUAAUCGGGAUCUAAUCACUGGCUUUCUCAAGACUACCCUUAAGUUUAAGGGAUUUGUCAUCUCAGAUUGGCAAGGUAUCGACAAAAUCACAACACCACCUGAUUCAAACUACACAUACUCGGUCCAGGCUUCCAUUGAAGCCGGCGUUGAUAUGGUGAUGGUUCCAUACAAAUUCGAUGAGUUCAUUCAGGAUCUUACACUCUUGGUGAAGAAUAAUGUCAUUCCAAUGGAUCGUAUUGAUGAUGCUGUGGAGAGAAUUUUGCUUGUAAAGUUCACCAUGGGUCUUUUUGAGAAUCCUUUAGCCGAUUUCAGCUUAAUCAAUGAGCUUGGAAGCCAGGCACACAGAGACCUAGCAAGGGAAGCUGUGAGAAAAUCUCUUGUGCUGCUUAAGAAUGGGAAAAAUGAUAGUGCUCCACUUCUUCCUCUUCCAAAGAAAAUCCCAAAACUCUUAGUUGCUGGCACUCAUGCUGAUAAUUUGGGUUACCAAUGUGGAGGGUGGACAAUGAAAUGGCAAGGAUUCAUCGGCAACAGUGACACAAGUGGAACUACUAUUCUCAGUGCUAUCAAUUCAACUGUUGAUCCAAGAACAGAAGUUGUUUUUCGUGAGAACCCCGACGCUGAUUUUGUUAAGUCCAACAACUUUGAAUAUGCCAUUAUUGUUGUUGGCGAGCUUCCUUACGCCGAGACUGCCGGUGACAGCACAACACUUACAAUGAUAGAUCCUGGUCCAAAUAUCAUCAACAAUGUCUGUGGAGCUGUCAAGUGUGUGGUUGUAACUGUUUCCGGCAGACCUAUUGUAAUUGAACCGUAUCUUUCCUCCAUAGAUGCAUUAGUGGCAGCAUGGCUACCAGGCACUGAGGGACAAGGUGUGACCGAUGUUCUUUUUGGUGACUAUGGUUUCAGUGGUAAGCUUGCAAGGACAUGGUUCAAAUCUGUAGAUCAACUCCCAAUGAAUGUUGGUGAUCCUCACUAUGAUCCACUUUUUCCUUUUGGUUUUGGACUAACAACUGAAUCCGUCAGAGACCUAGUAGAAAGGUCAACCUCCGCUACUGUAAGUGCACGAGCUUGUACAUUUACCAUUAUGGUGACACUACUCAUCAGCUUAUAUUUAACUGGCUAAGCAAGGUGAUUAUGGAAGCUUAUUGGAGUUGGCAGCUAGAGAACUAACUUGGGAUAUUUCCUAGAUUAGUCCUUUUUUAGUUCAAAUUCAUUGUAUUAGAACAUUAUUAUUAUUAUUAUUAUUAUUAUUAUUAUUAUUAUUAUUAUUAUUAUUAUUCAUGAACUAGGGCAUUUUUUCGGUAUAUACACAGAUAAUUUCUUGAUUCUCCUGUAUUUAUUUAUUUAUUUUUCUUGAGUUUGGGCUUCAAGCAUUGA